GCAGGGUCAGCUCCAGCACCCUCCUGCCUGCUCCGGUACACACCUGCAUGGCCCUGCACUCACUUGUGUGCCUGUUGUGUGUGUCCCAUGCACGCUCUGGUGUGUUCCUGCAUGUCCUUUCUCAGGAAUACACACUCUGGCACAUUUCUACUUGUCCUUGUUCACCUGUGUAUGCUCUGGCAUGUCCCUGUGUGUCCUUGCUCACAGGCACACUCUGUCACACUUCCGUGUGUCCCCGUUCACAUGUGGAUGCUGUGAAAAGUCCCCUGCAUGUCCUGGCUCACAGGGGCCUCUCACCGGUAGCCGACGGCCACUGGGCCGGGGCACAUUGGGACCAUGACCUCGGCCAAUGACUACGAGCAGCUGGAGCUGCAGCAGCAGUACAGCCGCAUCAAUGUCCGCUGGGACGCGUCUGACGAUGAGCUGGACAACGACAACAGCUCCGCACGGCUCUUCGAGCGCUCCCGCAUCAAAGCCCUGGCAGAUGAGCGGGAGGCCGUGCAGAAGAAAACCUUCACCAAGUGGGUGAACUCGCACCUGGCUCGUGUCACCUGCCGCAUCUCGGACCUCUACAUGGACCUCCGGGAUGGGCGGGUGCUCAUCAAGCUGCUGGAAGUGCUGUCAGGAGAGCUUCUGCCCAAGCCCACCAAGGGCCGGAUGCGGAUCCACUGCCUGGAGAACGUGGACAAGGCGCUGCAGUUCCUGAAGGAGCAGCGGGUGCACCUGGAGAACAUGGGCUCCCACGAUAUCGUGGACGGCAACCACCGCCUCGUCCUCGGCCUCAUCUGGACCAUCAUCCUCCGCUUCCAGAUCCAGGACAUCAUUGUGGAGACGCAGGAGGGCCGGGAGACACGCUCUGCCAGGGAUGCACUUCUGCUCUGGUGCCAGAUGAAGACAGCAGGGUACCCCCACGUGAAUGUCACCAAUUUCACCUCAAGCUGGAAGGACGGGCUGGCCUUCAAUGCCCUCAUCCACAGGCACAGGCCUGAGCUGGUUGACUUCCAAAACCUGACCAAAUCCAAUGCCCGGCACAACCUGGAGCAUGCGUUCAGCGUGGCAGAGCGGCACCUGGGCAUCACUCCUCUCCUCGACCCCGAAGAUGUGUUCACGGAGAACCCUGAUGAGAAGUCCAUCAUCACCUAUGUCGUGGCCUUCUACCACUACUUCUCUAAGAUGAAGGUGCUGGAGGUGGAGGGAAGGCGCCUGGGCAAGGUCAUUGAGCACGCCAAGGAGACAGAGCGGAUGAUCGAGGGCUACGGGGGGCUGGCAUCCGACCUGCUCACCUGGAUCGAGCAGACCAUCGCCUCCCUCAACAGCCGCAGCUUCGCCAACUCGCUGGCUGGCGUGCAGCACCAGCUGCAAGCCUUCAGCACGUACCGCACCGUGGAGAAGCCCCCCAAGUUUCAGGAGAAGGGCAACCUGGAGGUGCUGCUCUUCACCAUCCAGUCGCGGAUGAGGGCCAACAACCAGCGUGUCUACACCCCACACGAGGGGCGCCUGGUCUCUGACUUCCCCCAGGCCUGGGAGCAGCUGGAGAAAGCGGAGCAUGAGCGGGAGCUGGCGCUGCGCAAUGAGCUGAUCCGCCAGGAGAAGCUGGAGCAGCUGGCACGGCGCUUCGACCGCAAAGCAGCCAUGCGGGAGGCCUGGCUGAGCGAGAACCAGCGCCUGGUGGCCCAGGACAACUUUGGGCAGGAUCUGGCGGCGGUGGAGGCGGCCAAGAAGAAGCACGAGGCCAUCGAGACAGACACGGCUGCCUACAGGGAGAGGGUGCAGGCCAUUGAGGCUGUGGCCAAGGAGCUGGAGCUGGAGGGCUACCACGACAUCCAGCGCAUCAACGGGCGGAAGGACAACAUCCUGCGGCUCUGGGAGCAGCUCCUGGAGCUACUGGCUGCCCGGCGCCAGCGCCUGGAGAUGAACCUCACCCUGCAGCACCUCUUCCAGGAGAUGCUCCAUUGCAUCGACUGGAUGGAUGAGGUCAAGGUGAAGCUGGCAUCUCCCGAAUCUGGGAAGCACCUUCUGGAAGCGGAGGAGCUGCUGCAGACCCACCGUCUGCUGGAGGCUGACAUGGCCGUACAGGCAGAGAAGACCCGGGCCAUCAGUGCUGCCGCCCUCCGCUUUGCCGACGCUGAGGGCUAUCGUCCCUGCGAUCCCAAAGUCAUCCGGGACCGCGUGAGCCACCUGGAAAUGUGCCGGCGAGAGCUGCAGGUACUGGCGGCGCGGAGGAGAGCCUUGCUGGAGCAAUCGCGCUCCCUCUGGACCUGCCUGUGGGAGCUGGACGAGGCAGAGAGCUGGAUCAAGGAGCAGGAGCAGCUCUACUCUUCCCUGGACUUCGGGAAGGACCUGCCCGGCGUGCUGCUGCUCCAGCGCCGGCACGCUGCCUUCGAGGCCGAGAUGCGGAGCCGUGGCGGGCGCCCGCAGGAGCUGGUCUUCAUCCCCCCCGGCGUCGCCCCGCUCCCUGCCGGGCGCUACAGCGACAGCGCCGGCGGCUUCUGCUACCAAGAGAGCGCGCAGCUCGGGGCCGCCACCAGGAAUCGCUGGGUGCGAUGGAGCACGUCGGGGGACACGGUGGAGCUGGUGGAGGAGUCCCUGGACGUGAACCUGCUGAACAACGCUGUGCGGCUGCGGAUCCAGGGCUGCCCGUUCCUGCCGGGCGGGAUCCACCUGUGCGAGGUGCAGAGUCACCUGGUGGUGCUGCUGCUCACGGCGCAGACGGUGCACCGCCUGCUGCUCCCGCACCCCGCCCGCCUCUACCGCAGCGAGCUGAUAACGGAGAGCCAAGUGCAGUCUGUGUUUACAGAUAUCAGCAAAAUCCACAUCAGGGAUCCCUCCAAUUACUACGUGAUUCCCAGCGUGCCGGGGCUGGCUCCCAACUCCGUGGCCUCUGCAGCCUGGCUGAGCAGUGAGGGGGAGGCUCUCUUCGCCCUUCCCUCUGCCUCAGGAGGGAUCUUUGUCCUUAAGCUGCCUCCUCCCGAUGUGCAGGGAAGUGUUUCUGUCGUGGAAUUGAAGCAGAGCUCGGUGGUGCAGCGUUUCCUCACGGGCUGGAUGCCGACUGCCAUCAGAGGCGAUGGCGGCCCCUCGGAUGUGCCCGUCAGCCUCUCCGUGCACUGCCUGGAUCACGACGCUGUCCUCUUCGCCCUCUGCCAGGACCAUAAGCUCCGGAUGUGGUCCUACAAGGAUCAGAUGUGCCUGAUGGUGGCGGAUCUGCUGGAGUUCAUGCCGGUCAGCAGGGACCUGCGGCUGGCGGCCGGCACCGGGCACCGCCUGCGCCUGGCCUUCUCCCAGUCCCUGGGCCUUUACCUGGGAGUCUACAUGCACGCUCCCAAGCGAGGGCAGUUUUGUGUCUUCCAGCUGGUGACCACUGAGAGCAACCGCUACAGCCUUGACCACAUCUCCUCCCUGUUCUCCUCGCAGGAGACUCUGGUUGACUUUGCCUUAACCUCAGCCGAGAUCUGGGCACUGUGGCACAACGAGGAGAACCAAACAGUUGUGAAAUACAUCAACUUUGAGCAGAAUGUUGCAGGCCAGUGGAACCAGGUGUUUGUGCAGCCACUCCCUGAGGAGGAGGUGACAGUCCGACAGGAUCAGGACCCCAGGGAAAUCUACUUGGAAUAUCUCUUCAUGCCGGGCCGGUUCACUAAUGCAGCUAUCCAGAAGGCUUUGCAGAUCUUUUCUCAAGGAACUGAGAGGCACAUGGAUCUGACAUGGGAUGAGUUAAGGAAAGAGGUCACCUUAGCCGUGGAAAACGAGUUCCAGGGCAGUGUGACGGAAUACGAGUGCUCCCCAGAGGAGUUUUGGCAGCUGCAGGUGGAAUUCUGGUCCAAGUUCUAUGCCUGCUGCCUGCAGUACCAGGAAGCUCUUUCCCGGCCCCUGGCCUUGCACCUGAACCCCUACACCAGCAUGGUGUGCCUGCUAAAGAAGGGCUCCAUGUCCUUCCUCGUGCCCUGCUCCUUGGUUGAUCAUCUCUAUCUCCUCUCCAACGAGCACCUCCUGACCGAGGAUGAUGCUGCCAUCUUUGAAGAUUUGGAGAUGUCUCGUGAUGUUGUCUGUCUUGUCCAGUGCCUUCGCCUGAUCGGAGAAUCAAUUUCCAUGGAAAUGGCAUUCAUCAUGGAAAUGGCCUGCUCCCGCCUCCAGCCUCCAGAAAAGGCUGCAGAGCAGAUCCUGGAGGACUUGAUAGCUAAUGACACGGAAAAUGUGAUGGAGGAUAUCCACAGCAAACUGCAGGAGAUCAGGAACCCCAUCCAUGCCAUUGGAUUGCUCAUCCGAGAGAUGGACUAUGAGACAGACGCUGAGAUGGAAAGAGGUCCUCACCUGGCGCUGCGCAUGAGCCUGUCCCAGCUGUUCGGCAGCACCACCGCAGGGAACGUGGUGUGCGGGGGAGUGGCCAAGAUCUGCACCGUCCGCUUCCUCCUCUGCCGGGACCUGCUCAUCCUCCAGCAGCUCCUGCUGCGCCUCGGAGAUCCCAUGGUUUUGGGAGGGGGACAGCUCUUCCAGUCCCAGCAGGACUUGCUGCACCGCACCUCUCCCCUGCUGCUGUCCUACUUCCUGAUCCGGUGGGCGAGCCAGUGCCUGGCCUCCGACGUCCCCUUGGACACGCUGGAAUCUAAUCUGCAGCAUCUCUCCGUGUUGGAGUUAGCAGACACCACUGCUCUGACACCACACAAACUGGUAUCCGGCCCUCAAACAAUCGUGGAGCUCUUCUUUCAGGAAGUGGCCAGAAAACACAUCAUAUCCCGACUCUUCCUGCAACCCAACACCUCUUUGGCUGAGACAAGCUUGAAUUGGCCUCACCUUAUCACCUCAAUAGUGGCUGAUUUUCUGCCUCUCCUAUGGCCCAGCAAUCCCAGCUUCCUCUUCCCAGAGUGCCUGAUGGGGAGCUGUCAGUACACCCAGCUCCAGGAAUACAUCCGACUGCUGCAGCCAUGGUGCCACGUGAACAUGGGCUCCUGCUGCUUCAUGAUGGGCAGGUGCUACCUCGUCAUGGGUGAAGGGCACAAGGCUUUGGAUUGCUUCUGCCAAGCUGCCUCUGAGGUGGGAAGAGAGGAGUUCCUGGACAGGCUGAUCCAGCCCGAGGAGGGUGAGGUGGUCUCCACGCCACGCCUGCAGUACUACAACAAGGUCCUUCGCUUGUUGGAGAUGCUGGGUUUGCCGGAGCUGGUCAUUGAGCUGGCCACCCUGGCUAUCAUGGAAUCAGCAGAUGAUUGGAGAAGCCAGGUACAGAAUUGCUGGUCUUUGAGGACCUGCAUCUUCAAACAUCAUCUGGAUUUGGGGCACAAUAGUGAAGCCUAUGUAGCCUUAACUCAGAACCCGGAUCCAGGCAGGCAGCUGGACUGCCUACGCCAGCUAGUGGUGGUUCUCUGCGAGCGAUCCCAGCUCCAGGACCUGGUGGAAUUCCCUUACGUGAACCUUCACAAUGAGGUCGUUGGGAUCAUCGAGUCCCACGCUCGGGCCGUGGAUCUGAUGACUCACAACUACUACGAGCUGCUCUACGCCUUCCACGUGUACCGGCACAACUACCGGAAAGCUGGAACGGUGAUGUUUGAGUACGGCAUGCGGCUGGGCAGGGAGGUGCGGACGCUGCGAGGGCUCCAGAAACAGGGAAAUUGUUUCCUGGCUGCCAUUAACUGCCUGCGGUUGAUCCGCCCGGAAUACGCCUGGAUAGUGCAGCCAGCCUCUGGAGCUGUGUACGAGCGCCCGGGAGCAUCCCCGAAGAGGAGCCACGAUGGGGAGUGCAUGGCUGUUCCCACCACUCACCAGAUCGAGAUCCUGGAGCUGGAGGAUUUGGAGAGGGAAUGUCUGCUGGCGCGGAUCCGGCUGACCCUGGUGGAACACGACGUGUCGGCAGCAGCUGUGGCAGGCAAUUCCACCCCUGAGGAAACGGUGUCUCUGCUGGUCCGGGCUGGGCUCUUCGACUCGGCCAUCACCCUCUGCCAAACCUUCAAGCUGCCCUUGACGCCCAUCUUUGAGGGCCUGACCUUCAAGUGCAUCAAGCUCCAGCUGGGAGGGGAAGCGGCACAGGCGAAGGCCUGGGACUGGUUGGCAGCCAACCAACUCUCAGCACUGGUCACCACCAAAGAGUCCAGUGCCACAGAUGAAGCCUGGAGGCUGCUGUCAUCCUACUUGGAGCGUUACCCAUCGCAGAACAGCCUGUACCAUCGCUGCGUCAUCAACAAGCUCCUGGCACACGGGAUACCUCUGCCCAACUGGCUCAUUAACAGCUACAAGGAAGUGGAUGCUGCCGAGCUGCUGCGCCUGUACCUGAACUAUGAUCUGCUGGAGGAGGCCGUGGAUUUGGUCCUGGAGUACGUGGACGCUGUGCUGGGCAAAGGGCACCAGUAUUUUGGGAUCGAGGUCCCACUGUCCCCAUCAUCCCCCACGAUGUGGCUUCCCUACACUGCCAUUGACCAGCUGCUGCAGGCGCUGCGGGAGAGCAGCGCCAGCGAGAACAGCGUCGUGCUCUAUGAGAAGCUGAAUGACAGGAUGGAGGACUACCAGCAGAAGGUCAGCGUGGCCACCAUGGAGCGCCUGUACUGCCGGCCCUAGUCCAGGUGACAUCCCCAGGAGUGUCACCAUCUCACCCCGCGGUGCUGGUUUUACCCAUUGUUUUUCCACAAGGAUCCGGUUGAGGGAGGUGGAGUGCCGAUGGGUGUGUCCCCUCACUGUCCCUUUUGAGGCCAGUGGGUGAGCAACAGAGCUGGGCAGUGUGGCCAUAGCACCCCUUUGUUCUCUGCCUCCUCCAGACGUGGAACUGUUGGGAAUUUCUUUUAUUUAUUGGUAUGUUUUUGGAUCAACUUUAAUAAAAUGGAAGUGUUAUUUGA
Cyanistes caeruleus (blue tit) is the source of this 6815-nucleotide messenger RNA. NCBI's taxonomy places the organism in Eukaryota, Metazoa, Chordata, Aves, Passeriformes, Paridae. The record is from RefSeq and is a predicted model, not a curated record.